AGGUGCCUUCACCACCAUCUCGAAAGGCCAAAACGACAGCAAAUAACAGGAUUCAAGUUGCUGCAUUUAGACUUAUGAAAAAUAAUAGGUAUCAUUACCUAAUACAGGAUAAGCUUGCCAAGCGAUUUCCUGAUCAUACAGAAUUUACGCUUCGUACGCGUUUAAAGGAUAUUGCCGAAUUAGCGCGUAAGAAAGGAAAUGUUUACUCGGGUCCAAUAUGGAAAUUGAAACCGUCAAUCCGUCUUCCAAGCGAGGAAGAGCUUCGGAAAAUGUUGACACCGGAAAUGAUAUGCUUAGAGGAAAGCAUGAUGGUUGGCGAACGGCACUUGGCAGAUGCAGGAUACAAACCUUCAACCAACGAAGAAGAAGAUGGCGGUAGCAAGGCUAAAAAUGACGAUGAUGAUGUUCAGGAUGAUUCUAAGCUCGCCUUGGAAGAGUCCAAGCUACCGAUUGAACAACAAUUGGCGCCUUGGAUAACUACACGGAACUUUUUAAAUGCCACACAAACAAAUGCUAUGUUGAAAUUACAUGGCGAAGGUGAUCCAACAGGAAGAGGCGAAGGCUUUAGCUUCAUUAGGAUCUCUAUGAAAGAUAUUUUUUUGAAGGCUGGUGAAACUGCUCAAGAAAAACUUGGAUCUAAAGCUUACAAAUAA
Messenger RNA from Dentiscutata heterogama, 653 nucleotides. NCBI's taxonomy places the organism in Eukaryota, Fungi, Glomeromycota, Glomeromycetes, Diversisporales, Gigasporaceae. The record is from the annotation of a GenBank genome assembly.